Erythranthe guttata (spotted monkey flower) is the source of this 1946-nucleotide messenger RNA. It is a transcript of the gene FKD1, whose product is annotated as FORKED 1. Gene Ontology annotation, biological process: auxin-activated signaling pathway; leaf vascular tissue pattern formation; phloem or xylem histogenesis. Lineage: Eukaryota; Viridiplantae; Streptophyta; Magnoliopsida; Lamiales; Phrymaceae. The record is from RefSeq and is a predicted model, not a curated record.
CUGUAGGAAUAGCAGGAAACCCAACUGCACCCGAUCUGUUAAAAAGGAAAUGUUAAAGUUUAAAGAGAGAGGCCCCAUUGACCGCAGCACCAAAAAUCCCUGAAAUUUAUUUGACCAAUUUGGCCCGGUUCAGUGGGCCCGGUUCAUUCCCUAGGCUCUGAGCCUAUUCAAAUUCCCCCUAUAACUCUAUAAAAAUCUGCGCACCCACACACACACACACUAAUACUCAUGCAAAAGUUAUUGCUCUUGUAGUUGUUCACACUCAAACACACACACACACACCAAACUUUUCAUCAUUAACAAUAUGUACAACAUCAACACUAGCAAAAUGGACUCACUGUGGGCGGAGAAGGGCGGCGCCGGCGACAUUCAGCUGCCGGAGAGCCCAAGAGGUCCGAUGGAGUUUCUGUCGAGGUCUUGGAGCGCCUCCGCCCUUCAAGUAUCCAAAGCGUUGGCACCUGCUAACCCGCCAUUAACGCAGCCGCUUCCCAAAGCUGCUAGUCCCGCCGCCGCAAUAAUACCUGAGAACACCGCCGGAGAAGAAGGAGGAGGAGGAGAGGAGGAUGAGUCCGCCAAGCUUUCUGGGAACACGUUUUCGUUUGCUUCUUCCGCCACGUGUCAGCUAAUCCUGGAGCGCAUCAUGUCUCAGUCUGAAAUAUCACCACUAACAUCAGGAAGGCUUUCACAUAGCAGCGGCCCUCUGAAUGGGUGUCUAACCGAAGAAACUGAAAGCCCACCAAUCUCCCCUUCUGAUGAGUACGAGGAUGUUGUUAAGUACCUACGUGCAAACAACACUCUACAACCCUUAUUCACCGGCACCCCACGAGCCGGCUACAAUGGCGGCGCAGGCGGUGCCGCCACGCCUGGCGGCAAGACGGUUGGGAGGUGGCUGAAGGAGCGUCGUGAGAAGAAAAAGGAAGAAACCCGAUCGCAAAAUGCCCAGCUCCACGCUGCAGUUUCUGUCGCCGGAGUUGCUGCAGCCAUCGCCGCCAUAGCUGCCGCCACUGCCGCGGCUUCCUCAAAGGGAAAAGACGAGCAGAUGGCGAAGACCAACAUGGCGGUGGCUUCUGCAGCCACUCUGGUGGCUGCACAGUGCGUGGAGGCGGCAGAGACGAUGGGUGCCGACCGCGACCACCUCAUGUCCGCCAUUAGCUCCGCCGUCAGUGUCCGGUCCCACGACGAUAUAUCCACUCUCACAGCCGCUGCCGCCACAGCUUUGCGUGGAGUUGCGACAUUGAAGGCGAGAGCGUUAAAAGAAGUGUGGAAUGUGGCAGCAGCUAUUCCGAUUGAAAAAGGAACUAAUUUAGGCACCGGAAAUAAAAACAACAACAACAACAACAACAACAACAAUAACGGAAGCAACAACAGUUCCGGAAGCUUCUGUGAGGAACUUGUUCCGGAAGAGAACUUUCUAGCAGCUUGUAAUCAAGAGAUGCUUGCUCGAGGCACCGAGCUUCUCAAAAGAACUCGCACCGGCGAUCUUCACUGGAAAAUCGUCUCUGUUUACAUUCAUCGAAGUGGAAAUGUGAUGUUGAAGAUGAAGAGCAAAUACGUAGGAAAUACCAUCACCAAGAAGAAGAAAAAUGUGGUUUUAGAUGUAUGCAAGAACAUGCCAGCAUGGCCGGGGAGACAUUUGUUCGAGGAUGGGGAGCAGAGAAGAUAUUUCGGGCUUAAGACGACAGCCCGAGGAGUAGUUGAGUUCGAGUGCAAGAAUGCAAGAGAGUACGAAAUGUGGACGCAGGGUGUUUCGAGGCUUCUUUCCGUUGUAGCCGAAAGGAAGAAAAAGCAUUACAAAUAAUCCCAAAAAAAAAAUUUGUAGAUUGUUGUUUAAUCUUUUUCAAGGCUGAGUUUGUGAGAUUAUUACAUUUCCAUGUGUUAGAACUUGAUGAUGAACAACUAUGAGAUCAAAUGCCAUGAACCAGAAAUGUAGCCAUUGCAUGUUCAUU